CAGACACUUGUCGUUUUGAUAUCAAUGAUACUGUCAUGUGGAUACCAAAUCCUAUCUCAGAAUAAGGAGACCGAACAGGCUAAGGUGGUACCCAAAUGCCAAGAAACUGGAACAUGUCAGCAGUAUCAAUCCAGUCGUGCAGUAGAUGGAGACAUUAACAUGUGUACAAGGACUGCACAGUUUGGAACUAAUACUCCAGCGAAAUGGACAUGGUGGUAUGUUGACCUUGAGAAAGUACUCAGCAUCUUCAGCAUCAUGAUACAGUUCAAAGACUAUGGAGAACAAUAUGUCAUGAGACAAAGAAGCCGUUUUGCUGGUUUUUCACUGUAUGUGUCAAACACAACUAUAAAGGAGGAUGGGUAUCUAUGUUACAAGAACGGACAGGAGUUACCGACCUUGGAUUUCAAUACAACUUGCGUCAAACAUGGACGUUACGUUAUAUUUUACAAUGAAAGACUUGACGGAACGACUUAUCCUACCGGAUAUGAAACAUCCCAUGUUUACACUGAAUUGUGUGAAGUAACUGUAACAGGAUGUAAAGAAUCCGGUGUGUAUGGAUAUAACUGUGAUCUACCCUGUCCAAACAACUGUCAGGAAUUGAGAUGUGACAUUGUCAACGGAAUGUGUUUGGGUUGUACUGCAGGAUGGGUGGGAGAGUUUUGUAAUGAAUUAUGUCCAGCUGGAUAUUACGGUUUACAGUGUAGAUCUACGUGUACUGGACACUGCAGAGACAACCUGUCCUGUAAUCACAUCACUGGACAAUGUGACUAUGGAUGUGACAAUGGAUGGACAGGAACACAUUGCAACACACAGUGUCCUGCAGAAUCAUACGGUCCUGAUUGUCUGUAUAACUGUAGUGGACAGUGUCUGAGUUACCUCCCCUGUAACAGGACAACAGGAAGAUGUGACAGAGGUUGUAAUCCAGGAUAUACCGGGGAACUCUGUGAUAAAGUCUGUUCAGUUGGUCGGUACGGAUUGAAUUGUUCAGAGAACUGCAGUUCUCAUUGUCGAUCUGAAAGUAAUCAUUGUAACCAUAAAGACGGACAUUGUGAACAAGGAUGUGACGAUGGAUUCAAAGGAAAUAGAUGCGAGGAAAUUUGUAAUGAUGACUGGUAUGGAGAAAACUGCUCUGCACGAUGUAACGAGAACUGUGUCAAUCAGUCAUGUGACCAUAUCACAGGCAGCUGUACAUACGGAUGUAAACCGGGAUGGAGGACCCUCAAAUGCGAAAAGAAGUGCUCAGCAGGAAAGUAUGGCAAAGAUUGUGGAAAUCGCUGUAGCAAUCAUUGCAGAAACAUAACAUGUAAUCACAUCACUGGAUCUUGUCUGGAGGGCUGUAUACCAGGAUAUUGGGGGAGUUUCUGCAACAAACCAUGUGCGAAUGGAACAUAUGGACUCAACUGUUCCCAGAAUUGUUCUCAGAACUGCCUCGACAUUUGUGAUUUUGUUGACGGAUCCUGCACGUGUUCCUCUGGGUGGACGGGGUCCCCUGACUGUAAUGAAACAUGUUCAGUUGGCUGGUACGGAUUGAAUUGUUCAGAGAACUGCAGUCCCCAUUGCCGAUCUGAAAGUAAUCAUUGUAACCAUAGAGACGGACAUUGUGAACAUGGAUGUGACGAUGGAUUUCAAGGAAGUAAAUGUGAGGAAGUUUGCAAUGCUACGUUUUAUGGAGAAAACUGUUCUGUAAGAUGUAAUGAGAACUGUGUCAAUCAGUCAUGUGACCAUAUCACAGGCAGCUGUACAUACGGAUGUAAAACGGGAUGGAGGACUCCAAACUGCAAACAGAAGUGCUCAGCAGGAAAGUAUGGCAAAGAUUGUGGAAAUCCAUGCAGCAAUCAUUGCAGAAACAUAACAUGUAAUCACAUCACUGGAUCUUGUCUGGAGGGCUGUACACCAGGAUAUUUGGGGAGUUUCUGCAACAAACCAUGUGACGAAGAAGCAUAUGGACUCAACUGUUCCCAGAAUUGUUCUCAGAACUGCCUCGGCGUUUGUGACAAUGUUGACGGAUCCUGUUCGUGUUCAGUUGGGUGGUCAGGGUCCCCUAACUGUAGUGAAAAAUUUUCGGGGUCAGGAGGUUCUGCAGCACAGUCCGAUACGACAGAUUCUGGCGCAGUAGCAGGAGCCGUGGGAGGGACGGUGGGAGCCGUAGGUCUUAUUAUUGUACUCAUCACAGGGAUACUGUUUAUACGAUGGAGAAGAAAGAAGGAGAGAAAGCAUGAAGAUACGGAGACGAUAACAUUUUCUUCUGUCCCAGAAACGUUAACAAUAGGUGAUAAAAGACAUGAAGAUAUGGAAAUGAGUGGAAUCAGAAAUCCUGGCUUAGAAUUAAAAACUAACCGGGAAAUACUAAUGACGAAUACUAAAAUAGACAUAUCUGUCGCAGAUUUAGAUACAGCAAUAUUCGUCUUGUCUGAAAAUCAGAAUGUCAAGUUCAAAGAAGAAUAUAUGACAAUUCCUAGAGGAGAACUACACCCAUGUAAUGAAGGAAAGAAACAGGAAAAUGUUGCCAAAAAUCGGUACACCACGAUUUUCCCGUAUGACCAUUCACGUGUUGUUCUGGAAACAUCGCCAAAAGAGUCAGACUACAUUAACGCGAAUUAUAUUGAGGAUGUGCAAGGAAAGAAAUCGUAUAUUGCAGCGCAAGGACCAAAAUCUAAGACAACUGUUGAUUUCUGGAAAAUGGUGUGGCAAGAAGACAUUAGUGUAAUUGUUUGUCUGACAAAUAUCAAAGAGGGAAAUAAGAACAAAUGUGCCCAAUACUGGCCAAAUUCCAGUGACAAGAUAAAGAAAGGCAACAUCAGCAUACGAAACCAGAAAGAAAACGUAUACGCGGACUACGUCAUCAGACACUUCCGCUUGCAAAACAGCGCCAAUAAAGUUGAGCGUGACGUGUGUAUGUUCCACUACACACAGUGGCCAGACCACGAUGUCCCAGAACCGCUGGCUCUCGUGGUAUUCCAUCGACACAUUCUGAAAACUUCUGUCGAACAUCCAGGGGAGUACACUCUUGUCCACUGCAGCGCUGGGAUUGGUAGGACAGGGACGUACAUAGCAUUGGACGCGCUUAAUAAGGGAGGGGAGAUAACCGGGAAAGUUAAUAUCCGGAAGUAUGUAGAAACCAUGAGAAACAGCCGUGCAAACAUGAUCCAGGGCGACGAUCAAUACAGAGUUGUUUACUUGGCAUUACUUGAAUCAUUCCGAGGAAAAGGAAGGUCUGUAUCAACCAGGACAUUUCUACGAGAAUUCCAGGAUCAUUCCUGUUAUAUCAAUCUCGGAGAAGUAGCCAAUAAAUCACCAAUUUCUGCUGAAUUUCAGGACCUGUUGUCCGGAAGACGAGAAUACACACAAGAAGACUACAAAACAGCGCGGCAAAACGUAUCAGCCAAUUACACACCCAGUGUUCUGCCUGUUGAAAGUUACAUGUGUCCAUUGUCAAACACUAAAGGGAAAAGCACCUACUACAACGCAGUUUCUUUACAGUCUUUCACAAGAAAUGACCAUUUCAUCAGUGCUCAAUAUCCUCUCCCAGAUUACACAGAGGACUUCCUGAGACUUGUGAAGACUUAUUAUGCACCUACAAUUGUAUCCUUGAGCCCGUUGGUGGAAAUCGAAUCGUCUUCACUUUGGCUUCCUGGUAAAAAUGAAAGCAAAACGGUUGGAGCAUUCACGAUCAAAAUGACAGAUUGUACACAAACAACCACAGUCACCAAGACUAGCAUUGCUCUGCACCAAAAGGGAGCUAGUGGCAUGAGCGUUUGUGUACUGGAAUGUAGAAGAUGGAAAGGAGAAAGUGACUCCUUAAACCGGAGAGUUUUACUUGAUCUUAUCAACGAGGCGAGGGUGGAGGAAAGGACCCACUCCGAGGGAAGGAUUCUGGUUCUGUCGAGUGAUGGGGCCAAGCGAUGUGGACAAUUCUUGGUUGUAUUCAAUGCUCUGGAACAACUUACCAUGGAUACAGAGGUGGACAUAUUUACAAUCACAAGACAACUCCAAAUCCGACGGCCAGAGUUUAUAUCUUCUCUGGAAGAAUAUCAGUUUUGUUACGAGGCCAUUGCUGAUCAUCUCCAAAAUGACACAGUGUACGCGAAUUGCUGAGGACCAGUCAAAGAGACUGUGACACCAACCAGCCUUCCUCCUAAUAACAAUGGAAACACAUUGAAGAAUUGUUUCAUUCACUGGAGACCAGUAUUAUAUAUGUACUGGAAUUAUUGACUCACCCACACUUCACUUGUUGUAAUUGCUUGUUUCGUAUUAACUAUUCUUCCGCUUCUUGUUCUUCUGCCUUAAAAUGUCCGCAGCCGUUGUCCGUAACCAAUAGAUGAAAGUAUUAGAAACUCAAGGAUGUGAUGAGGCAGUAUAUCUAGUUGUGUAGAAAUGUUUUUGUUUUCAGAUUAAAUGGGGUUAAGUUAUAUUUUGGGGGUGGGUCCAACAUAUUGUUUGAUUGAUUGAUUGUAUCUUGCUUAACGUCUCGUUCGAGAAUUUUUCACUCAUAUGGAGACGUCAUCAAGACCGGUGAAGGGCUUCAAAUUUAGGCCUAUACUCGGCGCUUACGGCCAUUGAGCAGUGAGGGUUCUUUAGCUUGCCACACCUACUGUGACACGGAACAUCCAUUUUUAAGGUUAUCUCUGAGGACCAGUGACAUUCACACCUGAUGCCGAGCGUUUGGCGAUGGAACUGUCAAUACCUGUUAACAUAGAUCUAUAUGUGGAAAAAUUAGUUCCAAAAUUCAACAGAUAUAGCUUUUAAAAAUAUGAUAGCGUCCUAGGGUCUUCGGAAAUGAGAAGAAGAUGCCAGGGCAUACAAACUAGUAUCAAGGUGAAGGGACCCCAGUGAUCUUGACCUCUGACCAUGAAUAAAAAAACCUGGUAUAACUUUGAAACUGAUAUUGAUAGAGACAUGGGAUCUUCAGAUAUGAUAAGACUAAUAGGCAACAAACUAGCAUCAUGUCAAACUACUCCUAUGACCAUCACCUUGAUCAUAAAAAUUGGGACCAACAGAGACAUGGAAUCGGUGAUUUGACACUGAAAUGGAGCCGAGUUGAAUUACACCGUUCCCACGACACGACCAGUAUUCAACGUCCCAUCCAACAUAAUGCAGCAUACAUCCAGUUAUUGCUUGUUCUCUCUCUCUCUCUCUCUCUCUCUCUCUCUCUCUCUCUCUCUCUCUCUCUCUCUCUCUCUCUUAUAUCUAAUUCAGAUUUUAACCAUUACACCUUUAAUUCGGCGUCUAAUUCAUUUAAUUCUGCACAGAAACUCUCUCUGACCUGAACGCACUCUGUCAGCCAUUUUUGUUGUUGUUUUCAUUCUUACUUGCAUGUAUUCCUACGCGCCAUUUCAUAAAAGUUAACCAAAGCUUGUUGAUGAGAGAAACUCUUUGUUUUACUAUUUAAAAAACACAUAUCUAAAUGAUAAGAAAUGAAACUUGUAGUGCAUUGAUGAAAAAGUUGUCCGUCCAAUUUUUUCUUUAAUACCUGCAUCAAGGAAAGAAUUAUAUGUUUCAUUUCUUAAAUCAAGGUCUUUUGGGAAAAUAGUAGUACUCGGAGAAAGCCUACUUUUUUUUAUAUAACCAGUACUUCGUUUGGGAUACUUUAUAUUUUUUAAUCGGUAGAUUAUAUAACCAUAUUUUGCCAUGUCUUAAUUUUAAAAUACAUUGUUGCAACCCUUA
Ostrea edulis (European flat oyster) is the source of this 5664-nucleotide messenger RNA. RefSeq lists its product as uncharacterized. The transcript is spliced from 32 exons. The record is from RefSeq and is a predicted model, not a curated record. Gene Ontology annotation, biological process: protein dephosphorylation. Gene Ontology annotation, molecular function: protein tyrosine phosphatase activity. Bases 25 to 4095 code for a protein of 1356 amino acids. Lineage: Eukaryota; Metazoa; Mollusca; Bivalvia; Ostreida; Ostreidae.